AUAAUGGAAAUUCCAUUCUCUCCCAAUUAACUAAUUUUUAUUAUAUAUAUAAUUUUUGAAUAAUACACACGAAAGUCAAAGCUGUCUGUUUAAAAUGAACAUGGAUUGAGGCUCAACCCUUGAGUUGAAAGUGCAGCAUUGCACUCCUCUCCGUGUGCGCGCGCGGCGAUCCUGAAGCGGAACCUUUGUCGUUUGCAGUUGUUCCCCUCCGGAACCUCUGUCUGGUUGGACAUGGCGGACAAAUGGGAGCAGUUGUGCGGCGAGGAGAGGCUCCGGCCGAGUCUGAAGAACCUGACAGAGCCGGGGCUGAGGACCGGCCGAGUGAGCCUGGGUCUGGAAGCGAACCCGGGGCGGCAGCGGCAGCAGCAGCAGCGGUGGCGGGCCUUGGAGGAGUUGGUCGCAGCUCACGUGGACUCGUUCGACCAGGCGGUUAGCGAGGGGCUGGCGCGAGCCGUGCAGGCCAUUCCUCCAUUGGAGUUCAAUUAUAGAAAUGAACGGAUCAGCCUGGCCUUUAUGGAUGCUUUCAUCAGCCCUCCCAUGGUGUCAAAAGGUAGCAUUUGCAAUGACCUAAGAGUCUACCCAGCAGAGUGUAGAGGACGACGGAGUACUUAUAAGGGCAAGUUAACAGCAGAUAUCAGCUGGUCUGUGAAUGGUGUACCGAAGGGAGUUAUUAAACAGAGUCUUGGUUUGAUACCUAUUAUGGUAAAAUCGAAGCUCUGUAAUCUGUAUGGGCUUUCUCCUCAAGAUCUCAUUAAACACCACGAAGAAGCAGAGGAGAUGGGAGGAUACUUCAUAAUAAAUGGGAUAGAAAAAAUCAUUCGGAUGCUGAUUAUGCCACGACGAAAUUUUCCUAUUGCUAUGGUGAGACCCAAAUGGAAGAGCAGAGGCCCUGGCUUUACGCAGUAUGGCAUAAGCAUGCGCUGUGUGAAGGAUGAGCACACCGCCGUUAAUAUGAACCUCCAUUAUCUUGAUACUGGCACCAUAAUGGUCAACUUCAUUUACCAGAAGGAGCUCUUCUUCAUACCGCUCUGCUUUGCAUUGAAGGCAAUGGUUGAUUUCACAGACUACCAGAUUUACCAAGAGUUGAUUAAGGGAAAAGAGGACAACUCAUUCUUUAAGAGUUGUGUGGCACAGAUGUUAAGAACGGUGAUGAUGGAAGGAUGCACUACAAAGAAGCAGGUCCUGAAUUACCUGGGAGAACGAUUCCGUGUGAAACUUUAUCUCCCAGAGUGGUACACGAAUGAGCAAGCUGCAGAAUUCCUAUUUGAUCAGUGCCUCUGUAUCCAUCUAAAAUCCAAUGUAGAGAAGUAUUACUUACUCUGCUUGAUGACCCGGAAGCUGUUUGCAUUUGCCAAGGAAGAAUGCCAGGAAGAGAAUCCAGAUAGCUUAAUAAAUCAUGAAGUGUUGACCCCUGGACAGCUCUAUUUAAUGUUUUUGAAGGAGAAAAUGGAGUUUUGGUUACAGUCCACAAAAUUAGCACUGGACAAAAAGACCCAGAAAGGAACUAUGCAGAUUAAUUCUGAAAACCUAAUGAAAGUGUUUAAUUUAGUGGCAGAUCUGUCACGACCAUUUGAGUAUCUUUUGGCAACAGGAAACCUGCGUUCAAAAACUGGUCUGGGAAUGCUGCAGGAUUCGGGUUUGUGCAUUGUGGCAGACAAGCUCAAUUUUAUUCGAUAUCUUUCCCAUUUUCGCUGUGUGCACAGAGGAGCAGCCUUUGCUAAGAUGAGAACUACUUCAGUACGCAAGUUACUGCCAGAGUCCUGGGGCUUCCUGUGCCCUGUGCACACUCCAGAUGGAGAGCCCUGUGGGCUAAUGAACCACUUGACUGUCAUUUGUGAAAUUGUGACCCAGACAUCAAGUACAGUUUCUUUGCCAGCUUUACUCUGUGCGCUGGGUGUUACGCCAGUGGAUGGUAGACCCAUCAAGCCAUUUUCUGAAUGUUACCCAGUUCUGCUGGAUGGUGCUGUAGUUGGCUGGGUAGAAAAAGAAAUGGGACCUAGUAUUGCUGAGACACUACGCAAUUUUAAAGUGCUACAGUUGAAAAAAGUCCCUCCGUGGAUUGAAAUCGUUCUUAUUCCAAUGAUGAAUAAGCCCAGCAUUUAUCCAGGAUUGUACCUCUUCACCACUAUGAAUCGGAUGAUGCGGCCUGUCAGAAACCUGGCCUUGGGAAAACAGGAGCUGAUUGGGACUCUUGAACAGCUGUACAUGAAUAUUGCUAUCACUGAGACGGAUAUCUUGCCGGGAGUAACGAGCCAUCAGGAACUUUUUCCUCAUGCCAUGCUGAGUGUUGUGGCUAAUUUCAUCCCAUACUCUGAUCAUAAUCAAAGUCCUAGGAACAUGUAUCAGUGUCAGAUGGGCAAGCAAACAAUGGGAUUUCCGUUAUACACUUAUCCAGACAGGUCUGAUAAUAAACUCUAUCGCCUACAAACUCCUCAGAGUCCUCUCGUGCGACCGCACAUGUAUGACUUCUUUAAUAUGGAUAACUAUCCCACAGGGACAAAUGCUAUUGUAGCUGUCAUCUCAUACACUGGAUAUGACAUGGAAGAUGCUAUGAUUGUCAACAAGGCAUCCUGGGAGCGAGGAUUUGCCCAUGGAAGUGUUUAUAAGACUGAAAUGAUAGACCUUGAACAAAAGGUUAAGCAAAACGAUGGUAUCUUUGUGUUUGGUGUCAAACCUGGUGAUAAACGAGCAGCUCAGAAACUUGAUGACGAUGGAUUGCCGUUUAUUGGGGCUGUCCUGGAAUAUGGUGAUCCGUUUUAUAGUUAUGUGAAUCUCAACACUGGAGAUAGUUCUGUGGUGUACUACAAGAGCAAAGAAAACUGCAUUGUAGAUAACAUUAAAGUCUGUAGCAAUGACAAUGGAACAGCACUGUUUAAACGUGUGUGCAUCACUAUGAGGGUCCCUCGUAAUCCCACUAUUGGCGAUAAGUUUGCUAGUCGACAUGGUCAAAAGGGCAUCUUGAGUCGAUUGUGGCCAGCAGAGGACAUGCCGUUCACAGAAAGUGGAAUGACGCCAGACAUUCUGUUCAAUCCCCAUGGAUUCCCUUCACGUAUGACCAUUGGGAUGCUGAUUGAAAGCAUGGCAGGUAAGUCUGCUGCUAUGCAUGGCCUGUGCCAUGAUGCCACACCAUUCAUUUUCUCUGAGGAAAGUUCUGCCUUGGAGUACUUUGGGAAGAUGUUGCAAGCUGCUGGCUACAACUACUACGGUACAGAAAGGAUCUACAGUGGCAUCAGUGGGAUGGAGUUGGAAGCAGAUAUCUUCAUUGGGGUGGUUUACUACCAGCGCCUGCGUCACAUGGUAUCUGACAAGUUCCAAGUUAGAACUACUGGGGCGAGGGAUAAAGUGACGAACCAGCCUUUGGGAGGGAGAAAUGUCCAGGGUGGUAUUCGAUUUGGGGAGAUGGAACGUGAUGCUCUGUUGGCACAUGGAACGUCCUUUUUGCUUCAAGAUCGCCUGUUCAAUUGCUCCGACCGUUCUGUAGCCCAUGUGUGCACCAAGUGCAGCAGCCUUCUAUCGCCAGUACUGGAAAAGCCCCCACCAUUGUGGUCUGCCACACGUCACAGGAAGUACCAGUGUACUCUGUGCCAUCAGUCAGGUACCAUUGAGAUUGUCUCUGUGCCUUAUGUUUUUCGAUACUUUGUAGCUGAACUGGCAGCGAUGAACAUUAGUGUUCAACUUGACGUGAGAUGAUAUGACAGAUUCACUUUCGUGGUUUUUAAAUUAAGUGAAUUUCACUCAGUCUGUCCAUUUUAUACAGUGUGUGAGCUAAGGUGACAUCUGGUAAUAACUGCUGUGCUGAAAGAUCAGUGAAACUAUUUCAAACUGAUUUAUAUUUAGAUCUUGCUAUCGACUCUUGGUGGCAGCACAUGCACUGGUAUUUCAUGGAAUUUGUCUCCGAAUUAUGUUACUUUUGACUGAAUGUAAAUAACAAACCAGAGGUUACAUUUAUCAGAGGACCUUUUGGGUGAAUUGUAUACUACACCAUAAUAUUGAGACUUUAACAUGAUUUAAUUUUGUUGUCCUAAAAGAAAUUGCAGUCUCAAUGCACAGUCUGAAAUCUAAGUUAUGAAGGUCUGAGGAGUGCUGCUAUGCAAAGAGCUCAACAAUAAAUAUCAUUUAUUUUUGAAGAAAAAUUGCCUUUACUCUCCUUUUUUGAAGCAUUAUUUGUGUCAGAAGUGCUCCUUCUGAUCCACUUGAGCUCAUUCUUAAAUUUGAGCUUUGGCACUUUAAAAGAGACUGUUUACUACAAUGAGCCGUUUUCUCUUUUGGAUCUUCAUUACCUCCCUGGAUGGAGUUUGAU
Chiloscyllium plagiosum (whitespotted bambooshark) is the source of this 4300-nucleotide messenger RNA. It is a transcript of the gene polr1b, whose product is annotated as RNA polymerase I subunit B. The record is from RefSeq and is a predicted model, not a curated record. Gene Ontology annotation, biological process: DNA-templated transcription. Gene Ontology annotation, cellular component: nucleus. NCBI's taxonomy places the organism in Eukaryota, Metazoa, Chordata, Chondrichthyes, Orectolobiformes, Hemiscylliidae. Gene Ontology annotation, molecular function: ribonucleoside binding; DNA-directed RNA polymerase activity; DNA binding.